CUAGCUUGGUUUAGACCGCAAACUAGUGAAUAUAUUACGGUCUCUUUCUGUCUCUGCUUCCUUAAGUGCACAUGUCCAGCUCUGGUUGACACGAGGUUUUCUCCUAAUUAUCUGGAUGGUUUUUGGAACAUCAGUCAUCAACGUGUAGUGAACAAUGAACACCGUUGGCUUUUUGAAGUCUCAGUUUCUUUGCCAUUUGUUCAUCAGCUAUGUGUUUAUUGGGACUGGACUAAUAGUGAACUUUAUUCAACUUUUUACACUUCUUAUCUGGCCUUUUAACAAGCAGCUCUACCGGAAGAUCAACUGCAGACUGUCAUACUGCAUUUCAAGUCAAUUGGUUAUGUUAUUGGAGUGGUGGUCAGACACAGAUUGCACACUCUAUUCAGAUCCGCAAAGCUACACCAAAUAUGGCAAAGAGAACGCUAUUGUAAUUCUAAAUCACAACUUUGAAAUUGACUUUCUCUGUGGGUGGAACUUUUGUGAGAGAUUUGGUGUCUUAGGGAGUUCCAAAGUUUUAGCAAAGAAGGAACUGUCCUUUGUUCCUGUGAUUGGCUGGAUGUGGUACUUUCUAGAGAUUGUAUUCUGCAAACGAAAAUGGGAAGAAGAUAGAAAAACUGUUAUGCAAGGUUUACGUAAUCUUAGGGAUUACCCUGAACAUUUUUGGUUUCUUAUUCAUUGUGAGGGAACACGCUUCACAGAGAAAAAACAUGUAAUCAGCAUGCAAGUAGCAGAAACAAAAGGCCUUCCAAAGUUAAAGCACCAUCUACUUCCCAGGACUAAAGGAUUUGCCAUCACUGUUCAAAGUUUGAGAAAUGUAGUUACUGCUGUGUAUGACUCAACCUUAAAUUUCCGAGAUAAUGAAAAUCCAACCUUACUUGGAGUUUUAAAUGGGAAGAAGUACCAUGCAGAUCUAUUUGUAAGGCGAAUUCCAUUAGAAGAAAUCCCAGAAGAUGAGCAAGAAUGUGCCUCUUGGCUACACAAACUCUAUCAGGAAAAAGAUGCUUUUCAGGAAGAGUAUUACAAAACAGGAGUCUAUCCUGGCACAGCUAUUGUUCCGCCACGUAGACCAUGGACUCUCCUAAACUGGCUAUUUUGGGCAUCAAUAUUGUCAUUUCCCUUAUUCAAAUAUGUAGCAAGCCUGAUCAGCAGUGGGUCAUACCUAACAUUGGCUAUCUUUGCACUACUGAUGAUAAUUGUGUCCAUGGUGGUACGGAAGAUGAUAGGAGUAACUGAAAUAGACAGAGGUUCAACUUAUGGCAAUCCCGAAAACCGGAGGAAACAGACCUAGGCGUUAUAGACAACAAAGGGAAGCUUUUUUGGACAUUACUCUGUUUCAACUGACGAGACAGUACUCUACAAUGCCAAGGAACUCUGAUAAUUGAAAGUCACACGUAUGAACCAGGAAUGGUCAGGGCAACUGAUCUGUUUUAACAAGAAAUUGUAAACUUUGGCAAUUUCCAUGCAGUGGAUUCUGUUUAUAAUAUGGGAAGAAAAGAAAAAAAGUCACACUGCUUCAGUGCUUGACACUCUUCUAGACAAAUAAAUAAAUCUUUACUCAACGUUGUAGCUUGAUUACUGCUACUUUCAUUUCACAUAUACACAUAUAUUUUAGCAAUGGUUU
Messenger RNA from Pelobates fuscus (common spadefoot toad), 1621 nucleotides. It is a transcript of the gene AGPAT4, whose product is annotated as 1-acylglycerol-3-phosphate O-acyltransferase 4. The record is from RefSeq and is a predicted model, not a curated record. Gene Ontology annotation, cellular component: endomembrane system; mitochondrial outer membrane. The coding region runs from base 155 to 1288 and encodes 377 amino acids. Lineage: Eukaryota; Metazoa; Chordata; Amphibia; Anura; Pelobatidae. The transcript has 9 exons. Gene Ontology annotation, molecular function: 1-acylglycerol-3-phosphate O-acyltransferase activity.